AUGCGCACGCCUGAACCUGCCAGCAAGAAGCGCAAGGUCCGCAAGGGAACUCACAGUUGUUGGGAGUGCCGCCGGCGCAAGAUCAAAUGCACCUUUGCGCGCGAGAACGACCUUGUCUGUGUGAACUGCCAGGCCAAAGCCUCAUCCACAUCCUCGCGUCCCCAGGAUGAAGCUCUCGCCCAGCGCCUCAUCCGCCUGGAAGCCAUGAUGGGCAGACUGGCCGACCCACAGUCCAAGGCGAAUGAGUACAAUUAUCCCAGGGACAUGGAGGAUGAUCUUCUCGAGACCUCAGCCGCGCGACAUGCCAACCUGCUGGAGACGCAUGCCCCAACUCCAUCCCAAAGCGCGUCCGGGUCUCCCUACAACCGGCAAUACUCUUCACCUGCUGGGCCUCGGCUGCCAGAAAAGCUCAAGCAGCUAUCUCGAGAUGUGUAUGCUCUCCUUCCCUCGGCAAAGCUGCGCUCUACCUUGGCGUAUAGUUCACCUGGUGCUACGACGGUCUUGUCGGGAUUCCAUGCAGCAAAAUCUCCCAACAUUGAGACCCCAGCGUCUCUAGCCGAUCCUCACUACCCAACGCCGGAUACGCACCCGGUCCUCAUCACCCGGCGGUUACUCCAGUACGCUGUCUGCGUCCAGAAUCUCUCUCCCGUUGUCUUCGCCUCCAUUGCGGCAGACUUUGACGGCAAGCGUCCCUGCCAUGUCCUGGCCAACUGGCUCGGGGCCUCUGAGGACUGGGUCCUCUCCAGUGACCCCCUCAUCGGCAGCAUUGAGGGCAUCGAGUGCCUGGUUCUCAUGACCAUGCUUCAGGGCGACGCGGGCCAGCUCCGAAAGGCUUGGAUGACAUGUCGUCGUGCCCUCAACAUGGCCCAGCUCAUGGGCCUAGACAAAAAGGUCCCGCCCCUGCCACGGUCCCUAUCCAGUCGCCACGCCGACCCAGCCACUCUCUGGUUCAGGAUCCAGUGCGGAGACCGAUAUCACUCACUGAUUCUGGGGUUGCCCUUUGGCUCGCGCAACGAUCCGCCCUUUGAUCCGUCCUCCACGCCGCUGGACAAUCUAGGCAAGUCCUACGCCACCGUCGCGCGCAAAAUCUCGGAACGGAACGAGGUUGUCGACCAACCAGACGCAUACGCCGUCACACAAGCUCUCGACCUGCAGCUCGAAAACACGGCCUGCCUGGUGGAAAACACGUGGUGGUCCAUCCCAGAUAUCUCGGCGGCUUUAAACCGCUCGCCGCUCGACAUGCUCUCCGAGUGCUCCGCCAUCCGUCUACAAGUACGACACUACACACUUCUCAUCCUCCUCCACCUACCGUACCUGAUGAAGGGCGGCGACCGGUACAGCUUCAACCGCCUAACCUGCAUGCGCGCCAGCCGCGCGGUCCUCGAGCGAUUCCUCGCCUUUCGAAAAGACUACAUCGUCUACGUCGCGGGUCGCCACAUUGACUAUUCCGCCCUUAUAGCCGCCAUGACACUCAUGCUCGGUCACCUAGGGCAGGUCGAUCCACAGCGCGAAGACGACCGCAGCCUCGUCGAAGCGGCUCACGAAAGACUUCUGGCAAUGGGCCAGCACAAGACCGACAAGCUCUCCAGCGAGAGCGCCGAGACCAUCCGAGCCAUGCUGCCCAUAGUAUCUGGACAGGGUCUCGACUCAGAUGUCCAUUUGUCCAUCCCCUUUCUCGGCACCGUGAACAUCAACUCCAAGCCUGCUCAGCCCGUCGACGCGCCGUCGGAUGUUCUCCCAACGCCUGGUAGCACGCUGAAUGGCGUGGGCCCGGCUGAUUUUGCACCAUUCCUGAGCUUUGACUUUAACGACUUUACGUUCCAAGGGAGCGACAUUGUUGCCGGGGACGUGGCAAAUGGUAUACAGGCCUUCAACGGGGACAAGUACGAUGUGCCGGGAGGAUGGAUGGACUUUCCGUCUGGAGCGAAUGACUGGGCGUUCCAGGGCGUCGACACGACGUACUGGACCAUGCUAAAUCAGAGCUUUAACGAGCAACACAUGAGUCGUGACGAUGCAAUGAAUGAAUGA
Molecule: messenger RNA, 2028 nt
Organism: Emericellopsis cladophorae
Lineage: Eukaryota; Fungi; Ascomycota; Sordariomycetes; Hypocreales; Bionectriaceae
Exons: 3
Coding region: 1-2028 (675 amino acids)
Biological process (GO): DNA-templated transcription; regulation of DNA-templated transcription
Molecular function (GO): zinc ion binding; DNA-binding transcription factor activity, RNA polymerase II-specific; DNA binding
Source: RefSeq, a predicted model, not a curated record